Prunus persica (peach) is the source of this 757-nucleotide messenger RNA. RefSeq lists its product as uncharacterized. NCBI's taxonomy places the organism in Eukaryota, Viridiplantae, Streptophyta, Magnoliopsida, Rosales, Rosaceae. The transcript has a single exon. Bases 165 to 689 code for a protein of 174 amino acids. The record is from RefSeq and is a predicted model, not a curated record. Gene Ontology annotation, molecular function: acyltransferase activity, transferring groups other than amino-acyl groups.
GUGGGGAGCAUCCGUUCUAGCUAACUUGGCUAAGCCAUGUCUGCAGCAACUAAAGUACAAGAAGAUACGUUCAUAUUCCAAAAGCCUUUCAUGAUUUUAGAUAAAAUAUAUUUAUAGGCGCUCAUAACUCAUAAGAGUUGGUGUUUGCCAUAGUCAUACUUUUCAUGGAGACCAAUUUGUCAAAAAUGAUCACUCUCCGUCCAUUCAGGCUAUCUGACGUUGAUGAUCUCAUGUCAUACGCAGGCGAUGAUCAAGUGACUCGGUCCCUCCGAUGGAAGACUUUGACAACCAGAGAUGAGGCUUUGACUUUCAUCAAGGAUGUUUGUAUCCCCCACCCUUGGCGCCAGGCGAUAUGCAUCGAUGACCGUUCGAUCGGGUUUGUAACCAUUUUUCCAGGAUCAGGUGAUGACAGGUACAAGGCAGACUUGGGAUAUGCAAUAGCAGCAAAGUACUGGGGGCAAGGGAUUACCACCAAAGCAGUUAAGAUUGCGGUGUCUCAAAUUUUCAAUGACUUCCCUAUUUUGGUGAGGUUGCAGGCUUUUGCCGAUGUAGAGAACAAGGCCUCUCAGAGGGUUUUCGAGAAAUCUGGGUUCCAAAGGGAGGGUGUGUUAAGGAAAUAUGGAUAUCUUAAGGGAAAUAUUAAGGAUUUGGUUGUUUAUAGUUUUCUAUCAACAGAAGUUGCAGUGUAAUAAUUUGCACGUAUAUUUUUUCUUCUCCUUAAUGUAAGCUCAUGAGUGGCAUUGUUUUCAUGUGAAAA